Messenger RNA from Miscanthus lutarioriparius, 1446 nucleotides. The record is from the annotation of a GenBank genome assembly. Lineage: Eukaryota; Viridiplantae; Streptophyta; Magnoliopsida; Poales; Poaceae.
AUGCAGGAGGCUGUUUUUAGGGUAACAACGAAUCGGGGUCGAGAAGUGGAUGUUGGAGAGGUGGAAAACAUCGAAGGAGAAGAGGAAGGGCACCUACUACACUAUGCCACCAGUUGCUCCAAUAAAUUCUCUCUUCUAUAUCAAUACCAUGACUACAAAAUUAAGGAGCUAGCUAUCAAAAAUCUUGAGGGAGUGGAGAGAGCAGAGGAAGUAAGCGAACAUGGCAAUUUGGCCCAAUAUCGACAACUGCAGUCACUGAGUUUGGAAUGGGACAACAGCAGUAUUGUGCAGGAUUCAAGCACAGUUAAUGACAAUGCAGUUCUAGAAAAGCUCCAGCCUCAUGGGAACCUAGAACAACUCAAAAUACGAGGCUAUAGGGGUGAUACAUUCUGUUCUUGGGUAACGAAUAUAAGUUAUUUCCUUCCAAAUCUUGUGAAAGUUGAGCUUUCUGACAUGUUAUGCUGCGAACAUAUCCCAUUAUUAGGCCAACUAGAAAACUUAGAAGUGCUGUGCAUCUCAAAAGUCCCUAGCCUCAUAAAAGUGGGCGGUGAUAUAUAUGGGGCUGAGAGGGCAUUUAUGAAACUGAGAGAACUUACGCUUGCGAGUAUGGACAACCUGGAGGAGUGGACAACCACACUAUCAACUCGUGAUGAUGAGCAGAGGCUUCAGGAAAACCAUGGAGAUGAAAUAUUUCCUAACCUCCAACUACUUACCAUUACAAGCUGCCCCAGGCUGAGGUUUGUUCCAGCUUUCCCAGGAAGCCGGAGCUGUAUCCUCCAAAGAAGCAGCAAUGUGCUAUCAUCUGAGCGAUACAUUGGGAGCUCGAACUUAGCAUUAUCGAAAUUGGAAAUAUGGAACUGUGGCUUUUCUUCAGAUAUUUCCAGACUUCUUCGGUAUUGUUUUAAUCUAGAGCAACUGAGAAUUCAUUCCUUCAUUGACCUUAUCACCUUGCCAGAUACCAUUCGAAGUUACCAGAACCUUAUGAAACUAGAGAUACUAGAAUGUUGGAAUUUUUCUGCUCUACCAGAAUGGCUUAGAGAACUCAAGUCACUGCGUGAGCUGAGUGUACAUGCUGCCAAACUCGAGCUAUUGCCUGAAUCCAUUCAAAACCUCACUGCUUUGGACAAGCUGGUCCUCACGAAGUGCAACUACAGACUCCGCGAACGUUGCACAUCAGGAGAGGACAAAGACAAGAUCAGACACAUUGGAAGUGUAGAUACAACUGAGUGCCCUGAUCUUUACGGCUUAAGUGGUAUUUCUAUGAAGAGAAUUUGUGGGCACCAUCUUGUUGAACUACAUCUUUGGAAUCCUAUACUUGAUGAUGAACUAUUAGAUUUUGAUUCCCUCGAAAUACUUAGUGUAACGGGAUAUGAUGGUGCAUAUUUCCCUCGUUGGAUGUCAACUCCCAAACCUUGUGAAACUGGAGCUCUCCAGAGUGCGAUUUGA